Molecule: messenger RNA, 367 nt
Organism: Merops nubicus (carmine bee-eater)
Lineage: Eukaryota; Metazoa; Chordata; Aves; Coraciiformes; Meropidae
Gene: PGF
Product: placental growth factor
Exons: 4
Biological process (GO): positive regulation of angiogenesis; vascular endothelial growth factor signaling pathway; positive regulation of protein phosphorylation
Cellular component (GO): membrane
Molecular function (GO): vascular endothelial growth factor receptor binding; growth factor activity; chemoattractant activity
Source: RefSeq, a predicted model, not a curated record
UCCUGACUUUUCGGGAGAUAUGGAAUCGUAGUUUCUGCCGGCCUCUGGAGCAGCUGGUGGACGUUGUUACUGAGUUCCCCAACGAGGUGGAGUACAUUUUUAGACCCUCCUGCGUCUCCCUGCAGCGCUGUGGGGGCUGCUGUGGGGAUGAGGGUCUCCGCUGCGUCCCUGUGGAGACAAGCACGGUCACCAUGCAGCUCCUGAAGAUAAAGCCAAAUGGGGAGGCACCCUACGUAGAGAUGCCAUUCACCGAGCACAAACAAUGCGAGUGCAGACCUCGUCAAGACCUGAUGAGGUUGGGUAGGAGGAGGUCCAAGGGCCGAGGUAAGAGAAGACAAGACAAGAAGAGACGUAAAGACUGUGAAGU